Messenger RNA from Neolamprologus brichardi, 7772 nucleotides. NCBI's taxonomy places the organism in Eukaryota, Metazoa, Chordata, Actinopteri, Cichliformes, Cichlidae. The record is from RefSeq and is a predicted model, not a curated record.
AUGGCAAGAGGGACGGUGGCCACAUACCUGCAUGGAGUCCUUCUCCUGGCUCUGUGGAAACCCUCGCUGCAAGGAGGGGUAUAUGUACCUGCUGGAGGUGCGACUGGAGGAGUCGGGCCAGGAGCUGGAACUGGAUUUGGACCAGGAGGCAUUGGGACAGGAUUUCAGCCUGGAGGAGGUGGACCAGGAGGCACUGGUACUGCUCUAGGAGGCUUUGGACCAGGAGCUGGUGGAGGGGGCUAUGGGGGUCAAAGGCCAGGUGGUGUAGGCCCAGGAGUGGGACCAGGUGGAGUGGGACCGGGUGGAGUUGGACUGGGUCUGGGACCAGGAGGAGUGGGACCAGGUGGAGUGGGAUUGGGUGGAGUUGGACCAGGUCUGGGACCAGGAGGAGUGGGACCAGGAGGUUUUAGGCCCAGCAGCUUUGGUCCUGGAGGACUGGGACCUGGAGGCGUUGGGACUGGUGUCAAGCCUCCAAAAACAGGAGGCGGCUAUGGUACUGGUGGAACAGGACUAGGACCAGGCGGAGUCGGGACGGGUGGUUUUGGAGCAGGUGGUGUUGGUCCUGGUGGUUACGGAGCUGGGCCUGGAGGAGUUGGUCCAGGAGGUUUUGGAACCGGCACUCAAGGUAGUACUAAGUGCUCCUUCUUUACGUUUUUUCACCAGGGUUUGGAGGCCUUGGAGCAGGAGGUACUGGGACUGGUGGAGGACUGGGAGCUGGAACAGGUUACACACCUGGAGGUGGAUAUGGAGGUGGUUAUGGACCAGGUGGAGGAGUUCAAUACCCAGGAAUUGGUGGAACUGGUCCCAAACCUCCUAAAACAGGUGGAGUUGGGACAACACUUGGAGGAACAGGAUUUGGAACUGGGGGUGCAGGGGUUAGGCCUGGUGGAACAGGAUUUGGACCAGGUGGUGCAGGAAUUGGGCCAGGAGGUGCAGGGGUUGGGCCUGGUGGAACAGGAUUUGGCCCUGGCGGUGCAGGAUUUGGCCCUGGUGGUGCAGGAGUUGGGCCUGGUGGAACAGGAUUUGGCCCUGGUGGUGCAGGAGUUGGGAGUUGGGCCUGGUGGAACAGGAUUUGGCCCUGGUGGUGCAGGUGUUGGACCGGGUGGAACAGGAUUUGUCCCCGGUGGUGCAGGAGUUGGGCCUGGUGGAACAGGAUUUGGCCCUGGUGGUGCAGGAGUUGGGCCUGGUGGAGUUCCAACAUUGCCACAGACUGGUACCACUGGAGGAGGACCUGGGGUAAAGAGUGGUGGUAAAGCAUCAAAGCAAGUCCCAGGCAUUGGCGUGCCUGGACUCUAUCAAGGUGGAUUUGUCCCAGGCCAAGGGUUUGGAGGCCGUGGUGUUCUCCCUGGAGUGGCUACAGGAACUGGAAUAGGAACUCAGAGUGGAGCCGGAGUACUUGGUCAGGGUGGCACUGGACCGGGAGGUGCAGGCAAUGGGCGAGGACAGCCAUUGCCUGGGAUUUUUCGUGGUUAUCCCCUCAUAUCACCAAAAACAGGAGUGGGAAAAUCCAAGAAGAAUCCAGCCAAAGCUGCAGCUAAAUACGGUGGAGCUGGAGGCGCGCUUGGUCAAGGAGGCACUUUUGGGGGUGGGGUUGGAAGAGUUCCUGGAGGGGGAGUCUCACCUGGGUUAGGUGGUGGAGUUGGCACAGGAGGCGGACCUGGAUUUGGAGGCGGAGUUGGAACUGUAGGUGGAGUUGGAACAGGAGGGGGACCUGGAUUUGGCGGUAUUGGAACAGGAGGAGGACCUGGAUUUGGAGGCGGAGUUGGAACAGGUGGCGGUAUUGGAACAGGAGGUGGAGUUGGAACGGGAGGGGGACCUGGAUUUGGAGGCGGUGUUGGAACAGGAGGGGGACCUGGAUUUGGAGGCGGUGUUGGGACAGGAGGCGGACCUGGAUUUGGAGGUGGAGUUGGAACAGGAACUGGACCUGGAUUUGGAAGUGGAGUUGGAACAGGAACUGGACCUGGAUUUGGAGGCGGAGUUGGAACUGGAGGUGUCCCUGGAUUUGGAGGUGGAGUUGGAACUGGAGGUGUCCCUGGAGUAGGUGGUGGCAUACCAGGCUUAGGUUAUGGCCCAGGUUCAGCCAAAGCACGGAAAUAUGGUGGUGGAGGUGUCGGGACUGCAGGAGGGCCUGGUUCUGGAAUUGGAACAGGAGGGGCAGGUGGUGGCUAUGGUUUUGGUCCAGGUGGCUCAGGUACUGGCACAUCUGGAGGCCUUGGAGGUGUGAGACCUGGCUCUGGAGUUGGUUUUGGUCCCAGUGGUACUGGCACCAGACCAGGUGGUCUUGGCUAUGGUCCCAGUGGUACUGGCACUGGAGCAGGUGGUCUUGGCUAUGGUCCAGGUGGUACUGGCACUGGGUCAGUAGGAGUGGGACCCGGGGGGUAUGAUGCCAGUGCCAAAGCUCGUAAAUAUGGCAUGUUAAGUGGGGCUCUUGGAGGUCCAGGAACAGGUACUGGAGGACUAAGGCCAGGUGGUGCUGGAACUGGUUAUGGCCCAGGCGGCGUUGGCCCAGGCGGCGUUGGCCCAGGCGGCAUUGGCCCAGGCAGCGUUGGCACUGGCUAUGGCCCAGGUGGAGUUGGGCCAGGUGGAGUUGGCACUGGCUAUGGCCCAGGUGGAGUUGGACCAGGUGGAGUAGGACCAGGUGGAGUUGGAACUGGCUAUGGCCCAGGUGGAGUUGGACCAGGUGGAGUUGGACCAGGUGGAGUUGGAACUGGCUAUGGCCCAGGUGGAGUUGGACCAGGUGGUGCUGGCACUGGCUAUGGCCCAGGUGGAGUUGGACCAGGUGGUGCUGGCACUGGCUACGGUCCAGGCAGCGUUGGACCAGGUGGAGUUGGCACUGGCUACGGCCCAGGUGGAGUUGGGCCAGGUGGAGUUGGGACUGGCUAUGGCCCAGGUGGAGUUGGACACGGUGGUGCUGGCUAUGGCCCAGGUGGAGUUGGACCCGGUGGUGCUGGCUAUGGACCUGGAGGUUAUGCUGGAGCCAAAGCGCGCAAAUAUGGUGUUCCUGGAGGUACUGGAGGUGCCCUUGGUGCAGGAGGCCUUGGAGGAGGAACCGGGCCUAGUUCUGGGCUUGGAGUUGGAGUAGGGGUUCCCGGACGGGGUGGAGUGUCAACAGGUGGUGGAACGGGACUAGGACUCGGGGCAGGUGGUAUACCGGGGUCUGGUGUUGUGACAGGAGUUGGACCAGGCGGAUUUGGACCAGGCAGUGCUGGAGGUCUUCCUGGUGGUGGCACGGGCCCAGGGACUGGAAGAGGAUAUGGACCUGGUGGUUAUGGGCCUGGGGUUGGCACAGGCUAUGGACCAGGUGGAGGUUAUGGUCUAGGACCAGGGACUGGAUUUGGACCAGGUUAUGGACCUGGAUUAAAACCUGCUAAAUAUGGCUACGGCACGGCUGGAUCUAAAGUUGCAAAGUUUGGGCAACCUGGUGGAGUUGUACCUGGGACAGGAACUGGAACCAGCACUACAGGAGCAGGAACAGGGACCGGCCCUGGCGUUUCAGCGAAUGGAACCACCACUGGCACCAAUCAGACAACAACCAGACCAAGUGGAGGAAGACUUGAAGACACAAGAGGCACACCAACUCCGGCAUCAGAAGGUGAUGAUAUUUACACUGUGAUAGAGGGGUCUGGAAGUCCCGGUGGAGAGGGAGGUACCGGUGUCGGUGGCAGACCAGCGGGUACAGGGAGUGAUGGAGAUCGUCUAGGUGGAACAGGAAUCCCCAUCAUUGGACCCAAGCCAGGAAUCAACGGGACAACACUUCCAGGAUCCACAGGCGUGACCCCUGUCGGUGGUGGAGCUGCGCAACCAAGUGCUGGUGCAGGUGUUGGUGGGACAGGACUUCCCCCUACAGGUUCUGGUGGUGAUCUGACUGGAGUCAAACCCCUCAAACCCCCAGGUGUCCCCAGAGGUGACACACCAGGUGAAGGUGAUGGAGAAGGAGGCCCUGAUGGAUACAGGGGUGGUACAGCUGGCACAGGUGGACAGGGAGGAGUAGGAAGGGGUCCCACCAGUGCAGGAGUUGCAGGAAGUGUUUCAGAUGGUGUAUCAACAGGAAGAGAAGGCAGCACUGCUACUGGAACAGGUGUUGGUUCAGGAGGUGCAGUUGGAGCAACACCAAAACCACCUAAAGCGUAUAAACCUAUAGCAGGAGGCACAAGUGGUGGACAGGGAGGAGUGGGAGUAGGAGUGGGAAGUGGUCCUGGAUCUGCAGGAAGAGGUCCUGGAGCAGUGGGUGGAGGUCCUGGAGGAGGUGGUUUGGUACCUGGGGCUGGUGGGCCUGGUGCAGUAGGAACAGGAGGCUAUGGUACUGGAGUUUUACCAGGGGGAGGCAUUCGUUACCCUACUGGAGCUGGAGUAACAAAACCAGGCAAAGCAUAUGGGACUCUUGGAGCAGGGGGCCAAGGUGGGGUUGGCCCCGGUGGAUAUGGCACUGGUCCAGGAGGUUAUGGCACAGGGCCUGGAGGUUAUGGAACCGGUCCAGGUGGAUAUGGUACUGGGCCUGGUGGAUAUGGAACUGGACCUGGACGCUAUGGUGGCGUAGGAGCAGGAGGAACAGGAGUAGGCCCUGGGGGAGGUGUUAGACCUGACGGUUCUAGAUAUGGCACAGGUCCAGGACUGGGUACCGGCACUGGAAAACCACCUAAAAGCUAUGGAGCAGGAGCUGGUGGUACUGGGUUUGGACCUGGUGGCUAUGGGACUGGACCAGGGGGAAUAGGUUAUGGACCAGGUGGCCUUGUGCCUGGUGGCACUGGUCCUGGUGGUGCUGGGACCGGAGGUGCUGGGACCGGACUGGGUGGUGCUGGAACAAGGCCAGGUGGUAUAGGACCAGGUGGUGCUGGCACAGGACCAAGCGGCUAUGGACCUGGUGGAGUAGUAAAACCACCUAAAUCAGGCUAUGGAUCAUCCUCACUAGGUGGAGCUGGCUUUGGACACGGUACAGGAGGGUUUGGACCAGGCGGUGCUGGCACUGGAACUGGAGGGUUUGGACCAGGCGGGGCUGGCACUGGAACUGGAGGGUUUGGACCAGGCGGUGGUGGCACUGGAACUGGAGGGUUUGGACCCGGUGGAGCUGGCACUGGAACUGGAGGGUUUGGACCAGGUGGAGCUGGCACUGGAACUGGAGGGUUUAGACCCGGUGGAGCUGGCACAGGAACUGGAGGGUUUGGACCUGGCGGUGUUGGCACAGGAACUGGAGGGUUUGGACCCGGUGGAGCUGGCACAGGAACUGGAGGGUUUGGACCAGGUGGGGCUGGCACUGGAACUGGAGGGUUCGGACCAGGCGGUGUUGGAACAGGAACAGGAUUUGGACAGGCAGGCCAAGGAAAAAGAAAACCUUAUAAAUCUGGUUAUGGGGGAGCUGGUUAUGGAACAGGAGGAGGAUUAGGAGGAGGAUAUGGCCCUGGUGGAGCUGGGGGUACAGGUCCUGGAGGUUUUGGACCAGGAGGUGCUGGGACUGGUGGGUUUGGCCCUGGAGGUGCUCCGACUGGUGGUUUUGGCCCUGGAGGUGCUGGGACUGGUGGUUUUGGCCCUGGAGGUGCUGGGACUGGUUUUGGCCCUGGAGGUGCUGGGACUGGGGGCUUUGGGCCAGGAGGUGCUGGGACUGGUUUUGGCCCUGGAGGUGCUGGGACUGGGGGCUUUGGGCCAGGAGGUGCUGGGACUGGUUUUGGCCUUGGAGGUGCUGGGACUGGUUUUGGUCCUGGAGGUGCUGGGACUGGGGGCUUUGGGCCAGGAGGUGCUGGGACUGGUUUUGGCCCUGGAGGUGCUGGGACUGGGGGCUUUGGCCCAGGAGGUGCUGGGACUGGGGGCUUUGGCCCAGGAGGAGCUGGGACUGGUGGCUUUGGCCCUGGAGGUGCUGGGACUGGUGGUUUUGGACCUUCUGGCCAAACACUUGGAACAAGAAAGCCGUCUAAAUCAGGUUACGGCUCGUCGCUGGGUGGAGCUGGCUACGGACCAGGAGGUGGUGUCAGAGUUCUUCCUGGUACUGGGACAGGAGGCGUCACUGGUGGUGGCCAAGGUAGCAUAGCAGGAGGUACAGGAGGGCUAGGAGGUCCUGGAGGAACUGGCCAAGGAGUUGGAGGACUACCUGGUGGGGGACCAGGAGGUGCUGCUGGUCCUGGAUAUGGUGGGCUGGGUAUAGGAAGUUAUCCAGGGUAUGCAGGGGCUGGACAAAAAUCUAAAGCGCAGAAGGCAGCCAAAUAUGCAGCCAUGCAGGGUUUACUUGGAUCCAGGGGCUACAGAGGAGCUGGCCGUAGGAGGAAGUGAGAAAGACCAAAAGACAGGAAGUGACCUCAUUAAAACAACAGUGGUGCUAUUGCAUGAUCCCACACUGUAGAUGUCUUACCUGCCACAGAAGCUGAAGCUUCAGCACAUCCCGCUUUUUACAUUUCCAUUUGCUUGGGUUUUAUAAAUGGUUGCAGUGGUUCUCAACCGGAUCAGAUUCACCGCCAGGUGAAGAUUGCUGUUUCCCUUUGUUAAAUACUUUUUUUUUUCCUUUUUUGGAUAAUUAAGUCAUUUUAUUUUGGUCAAAUUAGUAAAUGUCAAUUUCUCAAGAAAGUUUCAAAAAUAAAAUAACGUGGGUAGAAUACCCCAGAAAUUCCUGAUGAUCGGGUUGAGAACCACUACAGUGAAGAAUCAGCAUUUCUUUUCAUUCGUCUGUCUUUGCUGUGUUGAUUAUCAUUUGUGUUCUUAUGCAAGUAUUGGCACAAAUCCUCUGGGUUAAGACUGACACCAAGGACUCCCUCAGGGCAGCUCCUUCAGACCUGUCUGCAUGCUGACACGAUGUGUAAAGAAAUAUAGGGCAACACUUUUACCCAGUUAAACUGGGAUAUGUCUGCAGAGUGAAUGGCUGAGCAGAUAAUUCACUGUUAGCAUCUUUUACAUCAGUGGACAAACAAGUAGUGUGUACAGACACAGAGACAAACAGCUGCUGUCACAGGAGAAGAUGAAGGCAGUAUUUUAUGCAGCAGUGGUAGUCUUUUGAUCCUUGAAAAGCAGUCUCUGGCCAUGUGAGCUGUACUCAGGCCUCAGUAGUAUCAGUAAUGGAGCCUGAGGAUUCUCACAGAUACCACUUGAGGCCCACCUCAAGUGGUGUAAGAUUCUUCCACUCAUUUCACAACUUAAUGGCACUGUUUUAUAGCCACAUCACACUCAAUGGUAUAAAUGUAAAAUAUUGGUUAGCGUGCAUAUAUUUUGAUUGUUAGGAGGGUGUAUUUGUCCUGACUUUCUGAAUGGGCUUAGUUUUAGCUUUUACAUUUGCUGUUGAGGUAAGCAUUCAAGCUAAAUGUGAGGUAAUAUGACUAGAGUACAUGACAUCCGAGGAGUACUGAUUACUGCGUUUUCCUUCUGUUCAUGAACCUCCUUUAACACUGUUGGGGAAACUGCUCACGUUUACUAGACUUUUUAAAUUAUGUUGAGAACUGUAUUUAGCCUCAUUUUACAAAGUCAAGUGCAUUAUUACAGUACUAAAAUAUUUGAGUUAGUCAUUCUGUGUGUGUGUGUUUUUACAGUUUUUAAACUUGUGUACUACUAUGAUGAGUAUAAGUGCUUUGUUUUCUACAUUGUCCUUGAAUGUGUGCUGAAUCACAGUGCAGUCUGUGAUGUCAGUGGGUCAAAAGUGGGGUGAGUGAAUCUCGUCUUGCAUUUGAGCUCAUGUGCAUCUCGAGCUCAGUGUGAUUUUUAACAUCUGUGUUUCUUUUUUUUAUGUGGCCUAUGAAGAAAAUUAUGCACUUUUGUAAACUCUCUGACAAUGCUCUCCGAAGUAAAGAGAUGACCAAUGA